Molecule: messenger RNA, 1122 nt
Organism: Helobdella robusta
Lineage: Eukaryota; Metazoa; Annelida; Clitellata; Rhynchobdellida; Glossiphoniidae
Exons: 6
Coding region: 478-1122 (214 amino acids)
Source: RefSeq, a predicted model, not a curated record
UGUUAUUUAAAUAAUAAUUAUUAUUAUAAUAUUUAUUUGGAGUGUCGUACGUUACGUUGGAUGGCUUUCAUUAACAAUUUUAAUUUUACUUUCAGUAACUGCUUUAACUAAAAAAUUAAACUAGUUGACGUUGCAAUAUUUAAUAAAAAUGAAAUAUUAGUUCAGCACUUCAGUUGAUUUACUUAUUAAUUAAUUAAUAAAAUUGAAAUAAAUUAAUAAAUCUUAUUGACAUCAAAAAAUUAAAUUAUUUAGUUUGUUUUUUGUUAUCCUCUAGCAAAUAAAUAUAAAACCAAAAGUUGUCACUAAUUUAUUUAUAUCUUAUGUUUCUUAUCUAAUCUAAUGAAUCAAUCUUUGUUAAUUUUGUCAUUAUUUAUUAAUUAUUAAUAAAAGUAAAUUUUAAAAAAUUUUAUGAAUGAGUAACCAGUCGUAAAAUCGUCAGAAUCAAAACCAACACUUUCGAAUUUAUUAUCUUGAAAAAUGGAUAGCAGUCUAAGAAUAAAAAGAGACCACUGGUUGUUUGUUAGAUUUAUGAAGAACAGCAACUUAUGCAAGUACAUCGAUGUCUUCCCAAGUGACAUGACUAUAAACCAAUUGAAAGGUCUUUCCAACAACAAUUUGUUAACUAUUUAUGGCAUCGACUCCAUUGAAGACAGGAUUGCCAUUAUGAAGGCCGUGCAUGAGUAUAACGUCAAAAGAAUCGACCAAAGUGAUCAUGAAUCAGAUGGUAGCAACAUUGAUACGUCUUUAUUGCUGAGGGACAAGACAUGCUCCAGGCCGGCCCAAAUGAGUAGACGACACAGUGUACACAGGGACAUCUUCAUGAGUCGGAGAAUUUUGAGAUGUGGAUCGGAGAAGAUGAAAAUCAACAUUAACAACAGAAACAGUUUGAAUAAGUCACAAAAUACCAGCUUAGACUUGCCUGCAAGCAAUCUCAUGAAAAUAAGGAAUCAUCACUUGGGCCACUCAGCUCCCGACAUUGUAUCUUCUCUCAGCACCAGCUCACUCAAUGCUUGGACAACCACUGUAUACGUUUGCGACAACAAAACAAGGUGUGAGGUGGAUGUAAUGAUGCCUCUCAUCUCAAUAAGCUCGUCAUGCAUCAAAACCCUCACAACUUUGUAG